Molecule: messenger RNA, 321 nt
Organism: Triticum turgidum subsp. durum (durum wheat)
Lineage: Eukaryota; Viridiplantae; Streptophyta; Magnoliopsida; Poales; Poaceae
Source: the annotation of a GenBank genome assembly
AUGGUGUUGUGGCGCCGAGGCCGGGCCGACCUGAGCGCCCUACUCCUAGCGACCGUCGUCGCCUCCUGGAUCCUAUUCCAUGGCGCCUCCGGUUACACGGCCGUGUCACUGGCCGCCGACAUGCUCUUCCUCCUUCUGGUCGUGCUGUACGCGUGGUCCAGGGCUGCGCGCCUCCUCGGCCACCCCGCGCCGCCCAUCCCCGACCUGCAGCUGGUGGCCGACGAGCUCGACGCGCUCAUCAGCUCCGGCCUCGCCGGCAUCGCCUCCGCCUUCCGCCGCGUCGCGCAGGGCCAGCCCGGCUCUGGGCGCGUCUUCGCCUGA